Messenger RNA from Pan troglodytes (chimpanzee), 2717 nucleotides. It is a transcript of the gene NKX2-1, whose product is annotated as NK2 homeobox 1. The coding region runs from base 722 to 1837 and encodes 371 amino acids. The record is from RefSeq and is a predicted model, not a curated record. Gene Ontology annotation, biological process: regulation of transcription by RNA polymerase II; cell differentiation. The transcript is spliced from 3 exons. NCBI's taxonomy places the organism in Eukaryota, Metazoa, Chordata, Mammalia, Primates, Hominidae. Gene Ontology annotation, molecular function: DNA-binding transcription factor activity, RNA polymerase II-specific; RNA polymerase II cis-regulatory region sequence-specific DNA binding. Gene Ontology annotation, cellular component: nucleus.
AACAAUGAUAAAAACGUUUAAAAUCCAAAGACAAAAACCGGAGUCGGUCUCAAAAUCCGCGCCGUUCAGUGCUCCACUCGGUAGUCGACUCGGCUGCAGGCCCUGGCCUGGCCGGAGCAACGCGGGGGACACCCCCGAUUCCGCUGGGGAGCGCAGCCCACAGCUCCCCCUCGCCAGGCGCCCAAGGACCCUCAAGGCGCGGGGCCCACACUUGAAGCCUGGGAACGCGCAGACAGGAAACCCUCUUCCUCCUAAGCAGUUUCUUGCUCGUCGGAUGAGAGGCGCCCAAUUGAAGCAGAAUGAGCCUCAUCUACUAAUAUCCAGCGUGGCCACAAAGCGACUGGCCAUUUACGCCACCACUUUAAACAAAGAUAUUUGGUUAUUCCCGGGAAGCAAGAGCACUUUUGCAUGGCUGAGCUGCGGGCGGAGGCGAGCCUCGGCCCAGCCUCCCGCCCGCUGAGCUGCCCGCACCUCGGCAUUCGCCCCCUCCUGGCCGGCGCUCCAGCCGCCGGGGUUCAGGCUCAGUUCCGCCCGGCAACAGACAGACGGGCACUCACGCCGCUCCCUGCUCGCGCGCUCCCUGAAGCAUCAGAGGGGAAAACAGCGUGGCUCUGGGCUUGGGUGCUGGGGCUGUGAUGUCCUCGGAAAGUCAGCUCCAGCCCCAGAUCCCCGCGUGUCUGGGAGAUGGGCGAGGGUCAGGGACACCAGCCGCCGCCGAAUCAUGUCGAUGAGUCCAAAGCACACGACUCCGUUCUCAGUGUCUGACAUCUUGAGUCCCCUGGAGGAAAGCUACAAGAAAGUGGGCAUGGAGGGCGGCGGCCUCGGGGCUCCGCUGGCGGCGUACAGGCAGGGCCAGGCGGCACCGCCAGCAGCGGCCAUGCAGCAGCACGCCGUGGGGCACCACGGCGCCGUCACCGCCGCCUACCACAUGACGGCGGCGGGGGUGCCCCAGCUCUCGCACUCCGCCGUGGGGGGCUACUGCAACGGCAACCUGGGCAACAUGAGCGAGCUGCCGCCGUACCAGGACACCAUGAGGAACAGCGCCUCUGGCCCCGGAUGGUACGGCGCCAACCCAGACCCGCGCUUCCCGGCCAUCUCCCGCUUCAUGGGCCCGGCGAGCGGCAUGAACAUGAGCGGCAUGGGCGGCCUGGGCUCGCUGGGGGACGUGAGCAAGAACAUGGCCCCGCUGCCAAGCGCGCCGCGCAGGAAGCGCCGGGUGCUCUUCUCGCAGGCGCAGGUGUACGAGCUGGAGCGACGCUUCAAGCAACAGAAGUACCUGUCGGCGCCGGAGCGCGAGCACCUGGCCAGCAUGAUCCACCUGACGCCCACGCAGGUCAAGAUCUGGUUCCAGAACCACCGCUACAAAAUGAAGCGCCAGGCCAAGGACAAGGCGGCGCAGCAGCAACUGCAGCAGGACAGCGGCGGCGGCGGGGGCGGCGGGGGCGCUGGGUGCCCGCAGCAGCAACAGGCUCAGCAGCAGUCGCCGCGACGUGUGGCGGUGCCGGUCCUGGUGAAAGACGGCAAACCGUGCCAGGCGGGUGCCCCCGCGCCGGGCGCCGCCAGCCUACAAGGCCACGCGCAGCAGCAGGCGCAGCAGCAGGCGCAGGCCGCGCAGGCGGCGGCAGCGGCCAUCUCCGUGGGCAGCGGUGGCGCCGGCCUUGGCGCACACCCGGGCCACCAGCCAGGCAGCGCAGGCCAGUCUCCGGACCUGGCGCACCACGCCGCCAGCCCCGCGGCGCUGCAGGGCCAGGUAUCCAGCCUGUCCCACCUGAACUCCUCGGGCUCGGACUACGGCACCAUGUCCUGCUCCACCUUGCUAUACGGUCGGACCUGGUGAGAGGACGCCGGGCCGGCCCUAGCCCAGCGCUCUGCCUCACCGCUUCCCUCCUGCCCGCCACACAGACCACCAUCCACCGCUGCUCCACGCGCUUCGACUUUUCUUAACAACCUGGCCGCGUUUAGACCAAGGAACAAAAAAACCACAAAGGCCAAACUGCUGGACGUCUUUCUUUUUUUUCCCCCCCUAAAAUUUGUGGGUUUUUUUUUAAAAAAAAGAAAAUGAAAACAACCAAGCGCAUCCAAUCUCAAGGAAUCUUUAAGCAGAGAAGAGCAUAAAACAGCUUUGGGGGUGUCUUUUUUUGGUGAUUCAAAUGGGUUUCCCACGCUAGGGCGGGGCACAGAUUGGAGAGGGCUCUGUGCUGACACGGCUCUGGACUCUAAAGACCAAACUUCACUCUGGGCACACUCUGCCAGCAAAGUGGACUCGCUUGUAAAUACCAGGAAUUUUUUUUUUUUUGAAGGGAGGACGGGAGCUGGGGAGAGGAAAGAGUCUUCAACAUAACCCACUUGUCACUGACACAAAGGAAGUGCCCCCUCCCCGGCACCCUCUGGCCGCCUAGGCUCAGCGGCGACCGCCCUCCGCGAAAAUAGUUUGUUUAAUGUGAACUUGUAGUUGUAAAACGCUGUCAAAAGUUGGACUAAAUGCCUAGUUUUUAGUAAUCUGUACAUUUUGUUGUAAAAAGAAAAACCACUCCCAGUCCCCAGCCCUUCACAUUUUUUAUGGGCAUUGACAAAUCUGUGUAUAUUAUUUGGCAGUUUGGUAUUUGCGGCGUCAGUCUUUUUCUGUUGUAACUUAUGUAGAUAUUUGGCUUAAAUAUAGUUCCUAAGAAGCUUCUAAUAAAUUAUACAAAUUAAAAAGAUUCUUUUUCUGAUUAAAA